Molecule: messenger RNA, 462 nt
Organism: Rotaria sordida
Lineage: Eukaryota; Metazoa; Rotifera; Eurotatoria; Philodinida; Philodinidae
Source: the annotation of a GenBank genome assembly
AUGGAUUCAAUUGAUCGUGGCUCCGUCAAAGAUGUUGAUCAACAACAAUUUACCAUUGCAUUUUCUGAAUUUCUCAAAAAAACUGGCAAACUUGAAGUACCAUCUGGUAACUGGGUAGACAUUGUUAAAUUAGGUAUUCACAAAGAAAUGGCACCUGUUGAUCCAGAUUGGUAUUAUACACGAUGUGCAUCAAUAGCACGAUUUCUUUAUUUACGUCGAACAGGUGUUGGUGCUUUUACACGUGUCUAUGGUGGUCGUAAGCGUAAAGGUGUACGUCCAUCUCAUUUUCAACGUGGUUCACGUAGUGUUGUACGUAAAUGUAUACAAUCACUUGAAAAAGCUAAACUUGUUGAAAAACAUGCAUCAGGUGGUCGUGUACUUUCACAAUUUGGACGAAAAAAUAUGGAUACAAUAGCUAGACAAGUAGCCGAAAAACUUGCUCGACAACAACAACAACAAUAA